GCGCGGGUUUCAGACAGUUGCGUAGAGAAGGCCCCAGGCGGGCGAGGCGUCCGGUACGUCCGUCGGGCCUGUUAGGCCUGUGACCUUGCAUCCGCACAUCUCGGUUCUCUGGACCCCCUCUGGGUGUCGAGAAGCCGAUAGCUGCGGUCCUGGAGAAGCCGCCGGAAGUGCGGCGACUUGCGGUAGAGUCGGAGGAUGAGGGAGCGGCCCUCACGAAACGCAGCUGUCUGAGGAAGAAGAUCCUUUUAUUGAUUUUAUUCCAGACCAGACUGGGCCUUAGUUGUCAGAGGUGGUACUGGUGGUGUGCCCACAGGAACAGCUGUUCCAGCAGAAUGAUGAUGGUAGAUCUGAAAGUGGCUGAGUACUUGAACCCUCAGAUCAGGGCUCUGUGGGAGACCAAGGGACCUGUGACAGAGAGCUCCUCUCAGAGUGAAAAAUAUACUGCACAAAUGGACAGUCUCAGUCCUGAGAGCUUUCGCCAACACUUCCGGAAUUUCCACUAUCAUGAAGCAGCUGGACCCCGUGUGGCUGUUGGCCAACUUCAGGAAUUAUGCCAUCAGUGGCUGAGGCCAGACAUACACUCAAAAGAAGAAAUCUUGGAUCUGCUGGUGCUAGAACAGUUCCUGAACAUUCUGCCCAGGGAUACUCAAACCCAGAUAAAGAAGCACCACCUACAAAGCAUUGAAGAGGCUGUGGCCUUGGUAGACCACUUGCAGAGUGAAUCUGGUCAAACGAAGACUGGGGUUGCAGUCCAUGUGCUGGGAAAGGAGGCAGUGCUCUUGGGAGAAACAGCAGAGACCUCAGGCUUCAAACUGAAGCCAGCAGAGUCCCAGCCAGUGGGCAGGUCCCAGGACGAAGAAUUUUGGAAUGAAUAUCAGGAUCUACAACAGCUGAGCAGGAAUACUCAUAAAGAAACUGAGCCUAUGUGUGAGAGGGCUGUGCCUGCCCACCAGAUCCUAGACUUUCCUGAGCAGACAAACACCAAAGACUGGACAGUGGCACCUGAGCUCAUCUUGCCUGAGUCCCAGAGCUUAUUGACAUUUGAAGAAGUGGCCGUGUAUUUUUCCCAGGAAGAAUGGGAAUUACUGGAUAUCAGUCAGAAGACUCUCUACAAUGAUGUAAUGCAGGAAAACUAUGAGACUGUCAUCUCUCUAGCUGUGCCUACCCACCAGAUCCUAUACUUUCCUGAGCAGACAAACACCAAAGACUGGACAGUGGCACCUGAGCUCAUCUUGCCUGAGUCCCAGAGCUUAUUGACAUUUGAAGAGGUGGCCGUGUUUUUUUCCCAAGAAGAAUGGGAAUUACUGGAUAUCAGUCAGAAGACUCUCUACAAUGAUGUAAUGCAGGAAAACUAUGAGACUGUCACCUCUCUAGCCAUAUUUGUGCUCCCCAAACCUAAAGUCAUCUCCUGUCUAGAACAAGCGAAAGAGCCAUGGGUUCAAGGAUCCACAGAGAUCAUGGACAGUCCUGGAGAGCUGCCUAUAGGGUUAAAGCUCAAAAAUGAUACUGAAAAUCAUCAGCCUAUAUGUCCUUCUGACUUAGAAAUACAAGCUCCUGGAGACAUAAUAUCAAAAAAGGCCAGAGUGAAAGUUCCCCAGAAAACAACAGUCAAAGAAAAUCAUGGUGAUAUACAUAGGGUGGGGAAAUGGCACCAAGACUUUUCAGUGAAGAAAAGAAAGAAACUUUCAACCUGGAAACAAGAGCUGCUGAAACUUAUGGAUCGUCACAAGAAAGAACGUGCAGGAGAGAAGCCUUUUAAAUGCCAGGAAUGUGGGAAAAACUUCAGAGUUAGCUCUGACCUUAUUAAGCACCAAAGAGUUCACACUGAAGAGAAACCGUAUAAAUGCCCACAGUGUGAUAAGAGGUUUAGAUGGAGUUCAGACCUUAAUAAGCACUUAACAACACACCAAGGGAUAAAACCAUAUAAAUGCUCAUGGUGUGGGAAAAGCUUCAGUCAAAAUACAAAUCUACACACACACCAAAGAAUUCACACUGGAGAGAAGCCCUUUACAUGUCAUGAAUGUGGGAAAAAAUUCAGUCAGAACUCCCACCUUAUUAAACAUCGGAGAACCCAUACAGGUGAGCAGCCUUAUUCCUGUAACAUAUGUAGAAGAAACUUCAGCAGGCGGUCAAGCCUUCUUAGGCACCAGAAACUCCACCAGUGAAGCAAAAAUUGUCCAGUGUCCUCAGUCUGAACAAAUUCAGCAAGAGGAACUUGACACUAAAGUUUAUGAAAAAAUAGAAAAUUAUGAAGCAUGAUUUUUUCAUCAGUGGAAUAUUACACAGAAAGAAAUCAAGUUCAACUCUGCAUGGGAUGAAUUAAAGUUGUUCUACUUAC
Myotis davidii is the source of this 2338-nucleotide messenger RNA. It is a transcript of the gene ZNF75A, whose product is annotated as zinc finger protein 75a. The transcript has 9 exons. Gene Ontology annotation, biological process: regulation of DNA-templated transcription. NCBI's taxonomy places the organism in Eukaryota, Metazoa, Chordata, Mammalia, Chiroptera, Vespertilionidae. The coding region runs from base 333 to 2165 and encodes 610 amino acids. The record is from RefSeq and is a predicted model, not a curated record.